This is a messenger RNA of Cotesia congregata, 762 nucleotides long. The record is from the annotation of a GenBank genome assembly. Lineage: Eukaryota; Metazoa; Arthropoda; Insecta; Hymenoptera; Braconidae.
AUGCGCUCAUCACUAGAAACUUUAAUCCGCAACAUAAUCAUCCGAAAAAUCGAGUUUGCGCUCCAAGAAAACAUCGAAGCAUUGCCACCGUCAAUCGAGAACGAGAUAAAAACUCCCGAGUUCCCGGAUAAGUUGAAAAACUGGAGUAAAGAAGAACCUGAUAACAGAGAAAUCCAGUCAUUGUGCGACAACGCAGUUACAAUUCUCCAAUAUUGCUCGCGUCAUAAAAAUGAUGCAGCCAGUAAAUACGUGACGGAAUUCGUGAAGAAAUUGCACGAAAAAUUGAUAACCGAUUUUGAUUUUAACAACCAGCCGGAACAGUUCCAUUGGACCGAAGUAUCCAAAGGUAUCACGCGAUUCUUGGCGACUUACAUAUCGCUCGCCAAUUUCGAAGAUAACGCGGAAAUAAAACAUUCGAUUUGUCACGAAAUUAUUAGCAAAAUGACUCCACCAUUGAGUCCCAAGCUUCCUUGGACGUACAAAAGCUCUGAUACUAUCAUCAGUCUAUCUUUGCCCCGUGUCUACACCUAUUUCCUUUACGACGAAGACACGUUGAAAGAAGAAGUUAAAGAUGGUAUUUUCAGGAUUGUUGGAGAACAGUAUAGCAAUUUGCACGAUAAUGAAGAAUUGAGAGAUAAUUUUGAAUAUUAUAAGUAUUACGAUAGUUUGUAUACUUAUUACAUGGCUGCUAUUAAAGACACUCGUUUGUUAAAUUAUAGAAAAAUUUACGAUGAUAAUGAUAACAAUGACAAAAUUUUAUAA